AGCUGUUGCUUGUAUGAACGGGUGGCGCUGCCGCGUCGCCCGGUUCCAAGUUUCCCACUCAGCGAUGCUACGUCGUCGCGCGGGACGGGGCUGCAGGCGCUUUUCGAGUCCUAUAAGCAGCAGGGCUCGUCGUGUAGCAGCAGGCCGGUCGGCGCAGCGAGCCCGGGAUCGGCAUCCAGCUCAAGUGCCCCACCGAGCGCAAUGAAUGCAGCCGGCUACGGGUUCCGAAGGGCGUCAGGCGUCAGCAUUGAAGGACGCCGCGCCGGCGUCGGUGGCUGGCUGGGCGCGACCCACGCAAAACGGGGCCGGCGCCCGUUUGCCUGGCCCUUAUUUAUCUGGCCGAGCCGGCCCCGCUGCUGUCCGAUUAGCGGGAGAGCCCAG
Messenger RNA from Amoebophrya sp. A120, 381 nucleotides. NCBI's taxonomy places the organism in Eukaryota, Dinophyceae, Syndiniales, Amoebophryaceae. The record is from the annotation of a GenBank genome assembly.